This is a messenger RNA of Cucumis melo (muskmelon), 1381 nucleotides long. Its product is annotated as DNA repair protein RAD51 homolog 4. Gene Ontology annotation, molecular function: single-stranded DNA binding; ATP-dependent DNA damage sensor activity; ATP hydrolysis activity. Gene Ontology annotation, biological process: double-strand break repair via homologous recombination; DNA strand invasion; telomere maintenance. Bases 125 to 1174 code for a protein of 349 amino acids. The transcript is spliced from 9 exons. The record is from RefSeq and is a predicted model, not a curated record. Gene Ontology annotation, cellular component: replication fork; Rad51B-Rad51C-Rad51D-XRCC2 complex; centrosome. Lineage: Eukaryota; Viridiplantae; Streptophyta; Magnoliopsida; Cucurbitales; Cucurbitaceae.
UUUCUAUUUUUUGCUUUUGAAAACGGCCGAUUUUCACAGCAAAAUUUUGAAAAAUAGACUCAUUUUGGCUUGAACUGCUUCAAACGAAACGCAGCCCUAAAAUCAUUGGAGCGUGAAAAAGAAAAUGGCGCCACUGAAGUCUCUGGAGGAGCUUUACCCAUUCAUAGACUCUAAUUUCCUAACCUUUUGUGCUUCACACGGCAUUUUCACUGUGGAGGAUUUCCUCAUCCAUGAUCUAUACGUUUUAGCUGCUUUUGCAGAACAACAGCCUGCAUCAGAGAAAUUGAAGCAGGUGAAACCUUCCUUACACUUUCCAUUCUCUUGUUUAUCAUUCACUGUACUCAACUUCUCUAUAUCUUAUAUGUGUACACAGGGAAUUACCCAAAUCCUUUCAAUAAUUGAUGUUACUGAACGACAACCAUGGUUGAACGGUUUGGAGCUCUUGGAAGAUGCUCGAGAAAAUAAGCAUAUUCUGUCUAUUGGUUUUGAAAGGGUUGAUGUUUUGCUUGGAGGUGGGCUACGCGAGGGACAAUUGACUGAGAUUGUUGGGCCCUCGUCUUCUGGUAAAACUCAGGUUUGUCUGCGAGCUGCUUCAAAUGUGGCAAAGAACUACAAUGCUGAGGUUUUCUACGUGGACACAGGGAAUUCCUUUUCACCCCAACGCAUCUCAGGCUUUGUUAAUUGGAAGCCCGGAACUGCUUUAGAUUGGAGUGAACAGAGCAUGCUUCAGCAAGUAAUGAGCAGUAUUUCAUGUCACUCUGUGUUUGACAUUUUUGCGCUGUUCGAUGUCUUGCAUCGGUUGGAAUUCAAUUUGAGAUCCCAGACGUGCAAAGGGGAUCGAAGAGUGCAGUUCCUGAUUAUAGAUUCAAUUUCUUCGCUAAUUACACCCAUCCUCGGUGGAAGUAGUUCACAGGGACACGCUUUGAUGAUAUCUGCUGGAACUCUACUGAAGAAAAUAGCUCAUGAACAUAAUAUAGCUGUAUUGGUAACAAAUCACACUGUGGGUGGAGAUAGAGGCACUUCAAAACCUGCCCUAGGAGAGAGUUGGAAGAGUGUUCCACACGUGAGGCUUCAGCUUUCCCGAGAUGCAGGAAGCAAUGUCUACCAAGCUUCAAUAUUAAAGCACUCGUCCAUGGCAUCUGGUACGGCUGCAAGAUUCGUAAUGUAUGAAUGAAAGGAAGGAACUCCUUGUACUUUGAACAAGAAAAUGGCAACUUCAAUUUUGAUUCUUAGUGAAGUGUGAAGGUCAGUACAAUUACUGCAACCUUGCUAGCUUUGCUUGUUGCUUUAUCUGUAAACUAUCUUGAUGAGUAAAAGAGUUCUGUACACAAUGAUGAUGAAUUUAAAUAUUAAUUUGCAAUAUAGUUCUUGCUUAUUUCUA